AUGCAAUUUGGUAAAGAAAAGGAUGGAGACCAACUAAGAGCAAUUGUGAGCAGACCCAAGCCUACAAUUCAAACGGAGUUGCCUCAAGAAGCUUCUUACUACUGUCUGGUGGACGAGUCAUGGAAAUCAUCGAGGGAUCUCAUAGGGAUUGGUUGGUCCUUAUAUAGUAAAGAAGGAAACCGUCUCCUCCAAGGGUCAUCGUCUCUGAAGACAGUAAACACAGUGGGAGAAGCAGAGGCUGCAGCUUUACUGUCAGCAGUGCAACAGUUACGAAGACUCAAUUAUAAGCAAGUUGCAUUUAUGGCUGAUUGCAAGAAUAUGAUUGAAGAGUUAAAUCAGUUGAGGACUGAACAAACUCUCAAAAUGAACCGCAUCAAGGAAUGCGCAUAUACUUUUCAUUAUGUAUCCAGAGAAUCUCCUAGUCAUGUGGAUGCCUUAGCAAAACAGGCUAGAGUUACUCAUAAAAACUAUAUUUAA
Molecule: messenger RNA, 477 nt
Organism: Brassica oleracea var. oleracea
Lineage: Eukaryota; Viridiplantae; Streptophyta; Magnoliopsida; Brassicales; Brassicaceae
Exons: 2
Coding region: 1-477 (158 amino acids)
Molecular function (GO): nucleic acid binding; RNA-DNA hybrid ribonuclease activity
Source: RefSeq, a predicted model, not a curated record